Molecule: messenger RNA, 2046 nt
Organism: Miscanthus lutarioriparius
Lineage: Eukaryota; Viridiplantae; Streptophyta; Magnoliopsida; Poales; Poaceae
Source: the annotation of a GenBank genome assembly
AUGGUGGGUAUGAGAGGUGCCUACGGUGGUGGUGGUGGUGCUUACAAUGACAGCAAGAGCCGGCCGCAUGGAGGCGGCAUGGCGGCGGCUCCGGUGACAGAGCAGGAGAUUGCGGCGAUGGCAGUUCACAAGGUGGCGCCACCGCCGGCGCAGAGCACGGCGAGCAAGAUGAAGGCGAGGGUGAAGGAGACCUUCUUCCCCGACGACCCGUUCCGGGCGUUCAAGGGGCAGCCGCUGGGGACGCAGUGGCUCAUGGCGGUCAGGUACCUCUUCCCCAUCCUCGACUGGGUGCCGAGCUACUCCUUCUCGCUCUUCAAGUCCGACCUCGUCGCCGGUCUCACCAUUGCCAGCCUCGCCAUUCCUCAGGCAAGCAGCAUCUUCUCCAUGCAUCUAUCGAUGCUUUGCAUGGGCAUUAGCUACGCGAAGCUGGCAAGCUUGCCUCCCAUAAUCGGGCUGUAUUCGAGCUUCGUGCCGCCGAUGGUGUACGCGGUGCUGGGGAGCUCUCGGGACCUGGCGGUGGGCCCGGUGUCGAUCGCGUCGCUGAUCAUGGGGUCCAUGCUGCGUCAGGCCGUGAGCCCCACCGCGGAGCCGCUGCUGUUCCUGCAGCUGGCCUUCACCUCCACUUUCUUCGCGGGGCUGGUGCAGGCCUCCCUGGGCAUCCUCAGGCUAGGGUUCGUCAUCGACUUCCUGUCCAAGGCGACGCUGGUGGGGUUCAUGGCGGGCGCCGCCAUCAUCGUGGCGCUGCAGCAGCUCAAGGCGCUGCUGGGCAUCGUCCACUUCACCACCGAGAUGGGCAUCGUCCCCGUCAUGGCCUCCGUCUUCCACCACACCAACGAGUGGUCGUGGCAGACGAUUCUCAUGGGUGUCUGCUUCCUCGUCUUCCUGCUGUCGGCGAGGCAUGUGAGCAUAAGAUGGCCAAAACUUUUCUGGGUUUCAGCAUGCGCGCCCCUCGCAUCUGUCAUCAUCUCGACCCUGCUUGUUUACCUCUUCAAAGCUCAGAAUCAUGGCAUUAGCAUCAUCGGGCAGCUCAAGUGUGGCCUGAAUCACCCCUCAUGGGACAAGCUACUGUUUGACACAACAUAUUUAGGCCUCACCAUGAAGACUGGCCUUGUCACUGGAAUCAUCUCUCUUACGGAGGGAAUAGCAGUUGGUAGAACAUUUGCCUCAAUUAGGGGCUACCAAGUAGAUGGGAACAAAGAAAUGAUGGCCAUAGGGCUGAUGAACGUUGUUGGGUCAUGUACAUCAUGCUACGUAACAACAGGAGCGUUUUCCCGCUCUGCUGUAAACCACAAUGCCGGCUGCAAGACUGCCAUGUCCAAUGUGAUCAUGGCACUGACUGUGAUGGUCACGCUGCUGUUCCUCAUGCCAUUGUUUGUGUAUACUCCCAAUGUUGUUCUUGGAGCAAUCAUUAUCGCUGCGGUUAUCGGUCUGAUUGAUUUGCCUGCUGUGUACCACAUCUGGAAGAUGGACAAGAUGGAUUUUCUGGUGUGUGUUUGUGCAUUUGCCGGCGUCAUCUUCAUCUCAGUCCAAGAAGGCCUGGCAAUAGCGGUUGGUAUAUCUAUAUUUAGGGUAUUGAUGCAGAUCACAAGGCCAAAGAUGAUGGUUCAAGGGAACAUCAAGGGGACUGAUAUUUACAGGGACCUACAUCACUACAAGGAGGCCCAAAGAGUUUCCGGGUUCUUGAUCUUGGCCAUUGAAGCACCAAUAAACUUCGCUAACUGCAACUACCUGAAUGAAAGGAUUAAAAGAUGGAUAGAGGAAGAAUCUUUUGAACAGGAUAAACAUACUGAACUCCAUUUCAUAAUCUUGGAUCUGUCAGCUGUUCCUGCUAUUGACACAAGUGGCAUAGCGUUCCUCAUUGACAUAAAGAAAUCAAUAGAGAAACGUGGUCUGGAGCUUGUGCUUGUCAAUCCUACUGGAGAGGUCAUGGAGAAAAUACAACGAGCAAACGAGGCUCAAAACUAUUUUAGGCCAGAUUGCUUGUAUCUGACCACUGCCGAAGCAGUCGCUUCACUUUCUGCACUUGCCAAGAUGACAAAACCAUAA